Coturnix japonica (Japanese quail) is the source of this 3357-nucleotide messenger RNA. It is a transcript of the gene SLC67A2, whose product is annotated as solute carrier family 67 member 2. The record is from RefSeq and is a predicted model, not a curated record. NCBI's taxonomy places the organism in Eukaryota, Metazoa, Chordata, Aves, Galliformes, Phasianidae. Gene Ontology annotation, cellular component: membrane. Gene Ontology annotation, biological process: transmembrane transport. Gene Ontology annotation, molecular function: transmembrane transporter activity.
CGCAUGCCCAGCAUUGCCGCUGCGGGGCGCGGGUCCGGGGCAGCCGCCGUCCGGAUGGCGGAGGAUGGAGGCCGGGGAGCCGCGACCAGCCCGACGGCGGCACGGCGCUUCGUGCGCUGCUUGUACGUUGUGGGCUUCCUGGAUUUAUUUGGUGUGAGUAUGGUAGUUCCUUUAAUGAGUCUUCACAUCAAAUCUCUAGGAGCAAGUCAUACAGUUGUUGGAAUAAUAGGAUCUCUCUAUGGUAUAAUGCAACUAUUUUCCAGCACGUUUGUGGGCUGCUGGAGUGAUAUAGUAGGAAGACGGUACUCCCUGCUUGCUUGUAUUCUUCUCAGUGCACUGGGUUACUUCCUGCUUGGAGCAUCCACCUCCGUGUUCCUGUUUGCCCUUUCUAGAGUCCCUGUAGGUAUUUUCAAACACACACUUUCCAUCUCUAAAGCCCUGCUUUCUGACUUGGUUUCUGAGAGAGACCGCCCCUUAGUAAUGGGACGUUUCAAUGCAGCCUCUGGUGUGGGCUUCAUUCUGGGUCCUGUUGUUGGUGGCUACCUUACAGAGUUGGAAGAUGGAUUUUAUCGAACAUCUUUCAUCUGUGCCUCUAUCUUCCUUCUGAAUGCUGGUCUUGUCUGGAUGUUACCCUGGAAUGAAGAAAACAUUGUCAAUAUGAAACAUGAACAUAGCAAGAAAAGGACAGACAAUUCCUCACCAAUAAGAGAUCGUGACUCACACAUGAAACCAGUAACUAAUGGAGCUAUGGCAAAUGAUAGUCCUUUCCAGUCUCCGUGGGUCCAAAUCGCAACAGUGCUGAAGAGGAUUAAAGAAAUUGCAUCCUCUGAUCUAUGGGAUAUAUUUUUAAUACGGUUACUGAUGUCUGUUGCUAUACUUCUGUACUACAGUAAUUUUACUCUGGCUUUGGAUGAGAGAUUUGGGGUGAAACCCCUGUUCUCUGGAUACCUAAUGAGCUAUAGCAGUACACUUGGAGUUCUGGCUGGUUGUCUUCUUGGACCAAUAACAAGACUGUAUCAGCACAACACUUACAGACUUCUGUUGCACUCUAGCACUUUUACCUGCGUGUUGAUUCUUCUGUAUGCAUCAGCACUUGGCAUGUGGAUGGUCAUUUUGUCUUCCACGUUCUUAGCCUUUUCAACUACUAUAGGUCGUACUUGCAUCAUUGACCUCGAAUUGACCAUUGGUGGGAAUGAGGCCAGUGGUACGCUCCUGGGUGUUGGACAGUCUGUGACAUCAGUGGGACGUAUAAUUGCUCCACUCCUUUCUGGAAUUGCUCAGGAAUUCAGUCCCUGCGGCCCACCGAGUCUGGGGGUUGGUUUAGCCUUAAUAGCUAUUCUGAUAAUGAACAUAAACAAGCAAAAGUAUUGUAGCAGUGGAAAUGUUAAGUUAAAAAAUCAAUAGCUGCAAAUGUGGAUUGCAUGGAUACGUUUUACAGAAGAGGCACAGUGAAUCAGCCUGGGUUGGCACAUACACCUGCUAGUCCUGUGCAGUAGUAACAGGAUCAUUUAUGAGGGCAAAUUAUGUUCAUGCAUAGACAAGUGUAUAUAUACAUACAUAUAAAUAUAUGCUGCAGGACAGUUGUCUUUCUGAACUGGGACCACUGGAAUUCUUAUGAGAGGGACAGAUGUUAAUGUGCAGUAUUGGCUGGUAUUUUUAAUGAACUUUUAACCUUCCUGGAGGGAAUAGAAGAAUGACUUAAGUACACAGAUCCUGUUUGAGCUGAUACUUGAAACAGACUGAUAUCUUGUCAAAGGUGCAGACAGAAGUUAAUUUGUGUUAUUUAAUUAGAAAUGAGCUUUUAUUAUUUAAUCAGGAGAAUCUGAAACAUAACUUACUAAGCUUAAUUUCUGUGCCAUUUUCUGCUGUGACAAUAGAUGAUGUUUGUUUAUAUGAUUUUGUUAAGCAUACAUCGUCUUUAAGACUUAUGGUAGCCAUCUGGCCCUGAUUACCAGUCUUUCCCAGGCAACAGAUUUGGAUAUAUGCUAAUUUUGUGUGUUAACAAGCUUUAACUGGACAAUUUUGGAAUAACACAGAGUCAUUCAGACUGAAACUGAGACUGAACCUAAGCUUUAUUGAAACUUGAGUUGGUAGUUUAUGUUUAGUGAUAACUUCUACUGAGCAACUUUGUCACAAAUUAUUUCGUAAUGUUUCCUGUGCAGUUUUUGUGCCUUCAUUUUAAGAAUAAAUUUGCUUCUCAAGUCUUUUGAUUGACUUAAAGGUGUGCUGGAGAAACUAGCAUGAGUUCAAAGGUGACAUUGAGUUAACGCAUUCUUUCUCAACUCUUGGAGGCACAGGUGACGCUUUAGUGACAAGAUGAAAAAUGCUCCUUUAUUUGUGUUUUGGUCUUUGUCUGAACUGCUUUACUUUACCCUCAGAGCUGUAGUGAGAGUUGUAGUAUUUUGCAGCUUUGCUAUUGUUCGAGCACAUAUUGCUUAUUAGUCACUGUUUGAAUUUGCUUUGAAACAUACUUUGCACUGAUAGUUCCAUGCAUUUCUUCUAAAACUACUUGAAAAUGCAGCCCACUAUGUCAAAUUUGUUAUUAAUAAUCAUUUAGCUGUUUGCCUGAACACAUCUAUGCAAACGAUGUUGCUACUUCAAGAGACUCACAGGUAUCGUUUUGCACUUAUUUCCUUCUUUUUCCAGUGCCUGGGAUUGUGUAAGUCCUUGUUGCAACCUCAGUCAUUUCAGCAAUGCCACCAUGAGAACAGAGAGAACUCUGAGUUAAUGUUAUACAUUGACAUAAUGUUUUAUUACUGCUGUGAUUUCAGUAGCUGUCAUCAGAGAUAAUUACUGUAAUGAUCUGUGUUGAAUUUACUUGAGGAACCUGAGACAUUUUCAAGUAUGUUAUCUCCUUGUUUUGCUUGGCAGAUGCUUCAAAACAUUCUCACCCAACGUUGCCUGUCCUCUUUCCAUCCAUGUUUUCAAAUGGGUAACUAAAACUAUCCUGUAAAUCAGGCUUUUCUGUUUCGCAACUGUAGCAAAAGUUAAAAGGGAAGGUGGAGAGUUCCUCAAAAAUGAACAUAUUGGAGAUACUUAGGAAUGUUUAUUAUGCUUGUUGGUUAUAUUAUGUACCAGAUCACAUUUUAGAGUUGCUGCACUGUUUAAAACUGAGUCCUUUAAACACCAUAAAAUUCAACUUUACUGUAAAAAUACCAGAAGUACACGAGAAACCUUUAGGAGCUUGUGAUCUCAGGGACAUGACAAGUAAAGCUACAGAAAGAAAGGUUUUUAAUUGUAGGCCAAAAUGAAAGCACUGUGCAAACAUUUCUUUGGAAAGCCUCAGUUACAGAAAAGUUGUUUUUCUUUUUCCUUUUUUAAGGGAAAGUAAUAAAAUGAAAUUACAAUCUACCUUUA